AUGGACAUUGGAGGUAAGAAGGAUGACAAAGACAAUCGGAAGAAGAGGAAAGGUAAAGAAAAAGUUGAAAAAGACCUUGAUGAAGAAGAACUACCUAGGAACAAAAAAUACAUGCCCAAGACGGAGAGGAUUGACCGUUUCGCCAUCAUCGACAACGUUGAUGAUGUGGAGCUUGCAAGGCUAGUGUGGAAGCAUCCGGUGGUUGGGGUUGUGCCGGUGUGGGGUGAUUUCCAGUUAUAUAGACAAGGCAUUUACAAACCACCCAAAUCUUCAGAAAGUCGGACGUAUCCCAUCUAUCAUGCCGUUCUCAUAGUGGGAUUUGGAGUUGAUGAACAUGGAAACCAGUUUUGGAUCAUCCAAAAUAGUGCUGGUUUGACUUGGGGAGAAGGAGGAUUUGGCCGAUUGCACAGGGAACGUGGAGGGAGAAAGUCACUGUUCUCACAAGUUUAUUACGGAGAGAAGAAGGGAUAUCCAGAGAAAGACAAGUAA
Arabis nemorensis is the source of this 489-nucleotide messenger RNA. NCBI's taxonomy places the organism in Eukaryota, Viridiplantae, Streptophyta, Magnoliopsida, Brassicales, Brassicaceae. The record is from the annotation of a GenBank genome assembly.